This is a messenger RNA of Chelmon rostratus (copperband butterflyfish), 3255 nucleotides long. RefSeq names its product cyclin-dependent kinase-like 5 (gene cdkl5). The transcript is spliced from 17 exons. Gene Ontology annotation, cellular component: dendrite cytoplasm; nucleus. Lineage: Eukaryota; Metazoa; Chordata; Actinopteri; Chaetodontiformes; Chaetodontidae. Gene Ontology annotation, molecular function: ATP binding; protein kinase activity. Bases 16 to 3255 code for a protein of 1079 amino acids. Gene Ontology annotation, biological process: protein phosphorylation; regulation of dendrite development; positive regulation of axon extension. The record is from RefSeq and is a predicted model, not a curated record.
CUCCGGGAGCUGAAGAUGCUUCGGACGCUGAAGCAGGACAACAUCGUGGAGCUGAAGGAGGCGUUUCGCAGGAGGGGGAAGCUCUACCUUGUCUUUGAAUAUGUGGAGAGGAACAUGCUGGAGCUCUUAGAGGAACUGCCCAACGGUGCACCGCCUGAUAAAGUCCGCAGCUACAUCUACCAGCUCAUCAAAGCUAUCAACUGGUGUCACAAGAAUGAGAUAGUACACAGAGAUAUCAAGCCGGAGAACCUCCUCAUCAGCUCGGAGGAUGUUCUCAAACUCUGCGACUUUGGUUUUGCUCGUAACCUGUCUGAAGGAACAGAUGCCAACUACACUGAGUACGUGGCUACAAGGUGGUACCGCUCGCCUGAGCUGCUGCUGGGGGCUCCCUAUGGUAAGGCAGUGGACAUGUGGUCUGUGGGGUGCAUCCUCGGGGAGCUGAGUGACGGACAGCCCUUGUUUCCAGGGGAAAGUGAGAUAGAUCAGCUCUUCACCAUUCAGAAGGUUUUGGGGCCACUUCCUGCAGAGCAGAUGAAGCUCUUCUACAACAACCCUCGCUUUCACGGCAUCAGGUUUCCCUCUGUUACUCAUCCUCAGACUUUGGAGAGAAGGUACCAAGGCAUCUUGAGUGGUUUGAUGUUGGAUUUGAUGAAGAACCUGUUGCUGCUAAACCCCACUGAGCGUUACCUGACAGAGCAGAGUCUGAACCACCCGGCCUUCCAGCCUCUGAGGCAGGCGGAGAGAGAGCGGCCUCCUCCUGCAUCUCCCAACCCACCGCGCUCCUCCAAGAGGAAAACACACCAUCAUGGAGAGAACACAGUUCCCACAAGGAGUCACACUAAGAGCACGAGCCGUCGCUCCAACAGCAAAGAAUGUUCCAGCCUCCCUCGCCAUGGUGACCUCCAUCACCUUGGCAACAAGAGUUUCCUCAAUGGUAACAAACCGCCCCCUUCCAGUUUAAGUCCUACGCUCCACCCGAAGGGCCAGUACAUGUCCCAGACCCUCAAUCGUUCUGCCUCGUCCAGCAAAGACCUGGCUAACAACAACCUGCCACACCUCCUCAGUCCCAAAGAAGCCAAAGGCAAGACAGAGUUUGAUUUUAGCCUGGGACCCUCCCCAAAGCUGCCAGACCAGGGACACGGGGCGAAGUACGGCCACAGCAAACCCAGCUCCUCUCGCUCUCAGCAGCAGCAGCAGCAGCAGCAGCAGCAGGCCGGCCGCCACAACUUCCUGGAAGGCAAGACCAACACGCUGCAGUCUGGAGCCGAGAAACAACACGGCCGGCAUUCCCACAGCAUGGCCGACUCCGCCCACGGGUCCAUGUCCUCCUCUUCUAAGAGUUCAGCCUCGUAUCUCAGCCUUUCCAAGAGCCACAGCGCGCUGAGCGAUGCCAAAUCUGUGGGGAACCUCAGCGACGGUCGACUCCACCCAGACGACCCAAACUCCAACACGACAGCAGGGGUGGGGCCCGGUGCCCGCUUCUUCCCUGCCAGCUGUUUAGACCUCAACGCCCCUUCAGGUCCGCCGGGGCCACCUGGCAGCCCCUCUGCUCGACACAGCGAUCGAUCCGGGCACAGCCCCGCCUCUCGUAGCAGCGGCAACGUCCGCAUGGAGAGCAGCACACUGGACUCCUCAUCCAGACACAAAUCCAGACAUAAAUCUUUAGCACCAGAGGAGGCUGGUGCUCCGGAGCUCUUAGACCCAGGAGGAGCGGGGAUGCCCUCCACCCACACUCUGCCUUCCCCACACGAGUCUUAUCAUUACGGCCUGGGCUAUACCUCCCCCUUCUCCUCUCAGCAACGGCCUCAACGCCACUCCAUGUACGUGAGGAGGGAGCGCCACCGGCCACACGGGGUCGAGGGUGGGAUGGCGGGUUUGCCUCCACCUGGGCAGACGAUACCGACGCGUGCCAGUAGCCUGCAACUCCUCUCCCCCCAGCUGCAGCACCGGACCACCCUCACCGGACACUCCGUGAGCUCUUCAAGAGAGGACUGCACUGACGACAUGACGAGGAGUGAGCAGUCCCCUAAAGACAUGAGCCACCCUUGUGCCCCCAUCAAAGACUCUACGCGGGACAACACUGCUGCUUUUCAUACACAGCGCUCAAAAAACGAGGUGGGCAUGUAUCACGACCCUCACGGUGAGGAUGGAGGUUCAUCCAAGGAGAACCGGAUGAUCUUCACCGAGUCCAUGCCGCGGCGAGUAGGCAGCUUCUACCGAGUCCCCUCCCCCAGACCAGAUAACUCCUCUUCUUUCCACGAGGGUGUCGGGCAGGCUCGAGGGCCGGUCGUACCCGUCGGAGCCGUUGAUCCCGUCGCCUUGGCCAACCACUCCAAACGGCAGACGGCUUUUGAUUGGACUGCCGCAGAAGCGAUGGUCAUGAAUCCUCCAGAGCCCACCAAAGAGAAGGAAAAGCAAGGCUUCUUCAGAGCCAUUAAAAAGAAAAAGAAGAAGACACAAAUAACGGACAUGGAGGACGGGAGGAACCCCAGCAUCAAGAAAAGCCUUUUCCCUCUCUUUAGCUCUAAGAAUAGCUUAAAGCACAACUCAGCUGUCAAAGUCCUCCCUGUAGUCGCCUCGCCUAUGGUCCCUGGUAACGGACAAGAACACCUGUCCCUGCAGAGGAGCUCCAAGUCCUCCUCUCACCAUGGCAGCCGACGGAAAAACCGCGAGAGGUCCCGAGACCGGGACCGGGAGCGGGAACAGAGCCGGGACCGAGACCGAGAGAGGGAGAGAGAGCGGGAGAGAGAAAGAGAGAGAGAAAGGGAGAGAGAGAGGGAAAGAGGGAGGGAGAGAGAGAGAGUCAAUGAUUGGCCACCAGACAAACCAGUGGACUCGCACUCUCAGAGUCAACCACUCAAAUCACUCCGCAGGCUCCUUCACCUCUCCCCUUCUUCCUCAAAUCAAGGACAGCCUCCUCCUCCCCCUCCUCCAGACCUGCGCUUCCAAGCCCCCCUCCCCAACCCCCCGCAGCCCUCCUCCAAAGCGGGCUACUCUGAGGGUCGAGGGCACGCCGACAGCAGGGGGCACGUUGGGGUGAGCAGCUCCGCCCAGGCUAAGAGCCGCAAGGCCAGCUACCCCCUCCCCGGACAGAUCGAGUCCAGCUGGCACGUGUCUGCUUUACAGCGGGCGGAGGGCGCUCAGUUCACCCCCGAACAGCUGGGCAUCAAACCAGGGCAAAACGGGCCCACCUUUACUCGAGCCUCGCGCACCAGGAUGCCAAACCUCAACGACCUGAAGGAGACCGCGCUGUAA